AUGGGUGUACUGAAGCAUGUUCUUGGAGUCUUGGACUCCAAGGUUGGUCUUGACACCAAGAACGUCCCCAAGGGAACCACUCAGACUCAGCAGAAGCGUUUGCAGAAGUUGGAAGCUGAUCACCAAGAGAAGAAGCGCAAAGUGGAGUUCCGUGAUCAGAUUGGUGCUGGAAUGGUAGUGAUUUCUCGCGCCAUGCUCUACCAACCUCUCCAGUUCGAGGAAGAUAAACUGGAACGUCUGGAGCUCAAGCUAAUGGAAGCCAAGGAGGAUGGAGACCAAGCCAAGAUCAAAUUCUACACUGAGCGUGUUGAGUUUCGUCAAAACCGCGUGGAAGCCAUGCAGGAAGAGAUCACGGCGAUGGAAGGCAACAAGGAAGACAACAAGAAGAAGAACAAUUGA
Molecule: messenger RNA, 399 nt
Organism: Seminavis robusta
Lineage: Eukaryota; Bacillariophyta; Bacillariophyceae; Naviculales; Naviculaceae
Source: the annotation of a GenBank genome assembly